Messenger RNA from Ictidomys tridecemlineatus (thirteen-lined ground squirrel), 715 nucleotides. Its product is annotated as cystatin-C. The record is from RefSeq and is a predicted model, not a curated record. NCBI's taxonomy places the organism in Eukaryota, Metazoa, Chordata, Mammalia, Rodentia, Sciuridae. Gene Ontology annotation, molecular function: cysteine-type endopeptidase inhibitor activity. Gene Ontology annotation, cellular component: cytoplasm; vesicle.
UGGAUUUUGGCCAUCCUAACAGGUACAGCUCCAUGUCCCAGCCAACCAUGGCGAUACCCCUGCACUUCCCACUGCUCCUUCUGGCAGCCAUGGUGGCUGGCUAUGCCGCAAGACCCGCAAGACCCGAACUCAGGAGCUCUCAACUAAUGCUUGGCGGUCUGGAGGAGGCAGACAUGCACGAGGAGGGCGUGCAUCAGGCAAUUGACUACGCCAUCAGCGUUUACAACCAGGAGAACAAUGAUCCCUACUAUAGCCGUGUUCGCAGGGUGGUGCAUGCCCGCAAGCAGGUUGUCACUGGGACAAACUACUACUUGGAUUUGGAGAUAGGUCGAACCACCUGUACUAAGUCUCAGUCUGACCUGGCCGAAUGUCCCUUCGUUGAGCACCUACAUGAGCACAAGAGGACUUACUGCUCUUUCCAGGUCUACAUUGUGCCCUGGCUGCACACAAUCUCCAUGACACAAUACAGUUGUCAUAAUGACUAAGGGUAUGUGCCAGGCAGAACUGCAUUGGCCACCCCUUCCUCACUCCACUCCCCUGUAAUGCCCCAGACCCUCAGAUAUCCCCUAGCCCUUAUUGUGGCAGCACCAGCAGACCAGUGGAGAUGGCUUAUGUCACUCUUCCCUUGUUUGUUCCUUCUCAUUAUUUUUCAAACACAUUGGUGCCUGGCCUAUAAGCACCUCUCCUGCCUUUCUCAAUAAAAUAGUGACAUAUA